Molecule: messenger RNA, 2850 nt
Organism: Morchella sextelata
Lineage: Eukaryota; Fungi; Ascomycota; Pezizomycetes; Pezizales; Morchellaceae
Exons: 1
Coding region: 1-2850 (949 amino acids)
Source: RefSeq, a predicted model, not a curated record
AUGGCCGAUUUCUCACCCCCUCCGUCGUCACUGGAAGAGACGCAUGGGCGACAGCGCCAACACUCCUCCCCGCUGCUGCUACUGCGCUCGAUUUCUUCCGAAGAACAGCUCGUGGGUGGUUGUGGAGUUGCUGCUGCUGCUGCUGCUGCUCCUGCUUCUGGAGAAACCCCUCCCACACCGCCUGCUACAACUCGUGCAUCUACUGCAAUCUCUGGUGCCGCAGAGACCGAUAACGAAGAGGAGGACUUCGACGAGCAGGAAACCACCGUAGGAAGAGCUGCUCCGGUAGUGGACGAACGACAGUACCCAGAGACUGUGUUUGUGGUGCCUGAACCGCAGAGAGCUCCGCCGUCUCCGCCGACCCUCUCUCUUCCUGCUGUUGCUGCUGCUGCUGCUGCUGCUGCUGCUGUUGCUGCUGUUGUCGACAUCACAACUACUCCAGCAACACCGCAGGCACAAGAGGAAGAAGAGGAGUUGUCCAUGCCUUCGAUCAAGACAGUCCCCAAGCGGGACGGCCCCAAACAGAGCUCAAGCAGUAGUAGCAAACCGCGGCCAGCCCCGGUGUCCCUUCCCCUCCCCCCCCUUCGGCAGGUCUCCGAUACCCACAGCUCUACAACAACAACAACCUCCACAACAAUAACCUCCACAACCACACCACUGUCUCCAUCGUCACUCUCGCGGGUACUGAGAGAAGAAGGAGUCCGCUCACCCAGCCACCCAAGCAUCACCGCCCUCCCGCCCUCCCCCCCACUCACCAGACGGGGCACCAACAACACCCGCACCACCUCGUCCUCCCGCUACGGCCCGCAGGCCAUCGCCGUCCGCGGCGGCUCCCCCGACAAGCUUGGCGCUCUCCGCCCUGGCACGUCGUCGUCAAACGCAUCGCUGAAGGAUGUCACCCGCAUGGGCAAGAAGCUGGGCCGCCAACCCAUCGACUACCUCCUCCCGAACGGCUCUCUUCCGAACCCAGUAUCGACAAACUUCCACCCCUGGCAGGAACCAGACUCACUCGACGACAGCGUGGACACGGACCAGCCGGUGUCGGCGGUGUUUGCAAACCUGAACAUACUGCUGGAGAACUACCACAGCAUCCUCUCUAACGGCGGCAGCAUUGCGGUCGCAAACGGGUACCACAGCGUCGCUAGAAAGCUCCUGGAACAGGUAGGCGGCGUGUUCACAAGGGACUUGGGCGUAGAUGGCGUGGGCUGGCACGAUAUAUUAGAGUAUAUCCGCGGGGGACGCACCCGGCCAUGCCUGUGCGUGCUGCCGGUUAAAGGCCUGAUGUCGCGGCGCAACAUUGAAGCCUCGAUCCUGAGCGGGGCCACCGGGGACGACGAUGUCGCAUCGCACCUCCACCCGCCAAGUAUGUACAUCACCAAGGAGCUCGCGCAAUCCGUCGUCGCGGGCGUGAAGCAGAAGACGGGCAAAGUCGAGGACUGGCUCGAGGAGGUGGAGAAGGUGCUAAAACGGUCACAGCCACCGCCGUCCCCCACCACCGCAUCGGUGCUCAGCGACGACGGCGAGUUCGACGAGCACAGCGAGAUCGUCGUGCAGAUCAUUGAAGGCAUCCUGAACCAGACUCAGAUCCUCAUCUUCCGCGCAUACUUGUCCGACCCCCACAUCCUGGCCGCCACAAAGCUCGCCCUGGUCCGCCUCUACCCGCAGCACACCCCCGCGGCCAUCACCGCCCCCAUCAUCGCGCUAUAUCUCCUCCUCCACGACGAGCUGCACCCGCUGCUGACCGCCGUCUCCCGCCUCACCGACGCUGAGAUGGAACUAAUCAACUCCGGCCGCUUCGACGGCUUCCUCGACGGGUCCAGCAACGCCGUCCCCCGCGACGAGGAGGAGGAGCUGCGAACAAUCACCAGCCUCGACCGCAGCCUCCUCCGCGUUCUCGAGGGCCUCGACGACGAGAUUGAGGAGCUCCACAACCGCGCCCUCAUCGUCCGCCGCGCGCUCAAGGAGCGCCAGAACGGAAUCGCAAAGAAGAUGAAGAAGCGCAGCAUGCAGCAGCUGGCCGAGGGCGAGGUAGCGGCGCCUGUGCAGCUGCCGGACGAAUUCGAAGAUGAGAACGAGUUGCUUCUGCCGCCGGUUGAAGAGUGGGAGGGUGGGAAGAGUAUAUUACUGGGCCCAGAUGACAGCGCUAGUAAUGUGACGUUCAAUCGCCGGCGACGGGCAGAACGGCGGAUCGAGAAGGAGAAAGAGGAGGCGGAGCGGAAGAAGGCGGAGAAGAAGGCACGGCGCAUUGAGGAGCGGGAUGAAGCGAGUGGGAAGCGGGAACGGAAGAAGAAGACUGACGAAGAGGAUGCCGCAGCUGAAGAUGAUGAUGAUGCAACAGUUGAUGGCCGCAGUGUGCACAGGAAGGAACGUAAGGAGAAGAAGGAGCGUAGGGAGAAGCACCACUGUGACGGCAAGGAUUCCUGCGACGACUGUAGCAGUUCCGCAGCGGCUAAGCGGUCACGGAGCGGUGGACGUAGAGAGGAACCAGAGACAAUCAAGGAGGAGACCAAGGAGGAGCUGAAAGAGCUGAAAGAGAAGGCUUCAAAGAGCAGCAGCACAAAGGAGACCAAGGACAAACAUAGGCAUAAAACACCAAAGGAGGAGAAAGAGAAGGAUGCAAAGAAGGGCGGGCUGUUUGAUGCUACACGACGGCUCUUCGAUAAAAAGAUGAUGGCCGAUAAACCAUCAAAGUCUGAUAAGGAGAAGGAUAAGGACCGACCCCCAACAGGGUCUUCAGGGAAGUCGUCGGAGAGGGAAAGGCCGCCGACGUCACACAGUCAUAGGGGAGGCGGGCACAGUCAUCGCGAAGUCGACCAUCACAGGGAUAUACAUCGGGAGAUCAAGAUAUGA